This is a messenger RNA of Plenodomus lingam JN3, 744 nucleotides long. RefSeq lists its product as uncharacterized. The record is from RefSeq and is a predicted model, not a curated record. Gene Ontology annotation, cellular component: cytoplasm. NCBI's taxonomy places the organism in Eukaryota, Fungi, Ascomycota, Dothideomycetes, Pleosporales, Leptosphaeriaceae.
AUGCAACCACCCCUUCUCAUUGGUAUUUCGGGCCCUUCGUCGUCUGGCAAAACAACCUUGUCCCGCCUGUUGCGAGACAUAUUUCCGCCUUCGAAAAUCUUCAUAUUGCAUCUCGACGAUUUCUACCUGACCGACGCCCAAAUUCCAAUCAAGGACGGCAUCCAGGACUGGGAUUGUCUAGAGUCGCUUGACGUAGCCAGUCUAGUCAAAGCACUACAAGACAUAAAGCUGCACGGAAAGAGCCCAGACUGGCUUAGCAGUAAAGAAGAUCAAAACAGCGUCGGCGAGCAUCGAGUCCCCGAAAGCGAGCUGGAAAGACUCCGAAGCUUGGUUCGUGGCUGGCUACGUGCCACACCCUCAUGGGAGGACCGCAGAAUAUGCAUAGUCGAUGGCUUUCUACUCUUCUCGGAAGACAUGCGCGACGUUCGGUCCAUGUUCGACCUCAGGCUUUUCCUUCGCACCAGGUACCAAACUGCGAAGAAGAGGAGAGAAGCAAGGAGCGGCUAUGUAACGCUCGAAGGCUUCUGGGAGGAUCCACCGGGAUACGUAGACAAAAUCGUUUGGCCCAACUAUGUCCAGGAUCACAAAUUCUUAUUUUUGGGCGGAGACGUCCACGGUCCGUUAGACCCUGGGGUCUGCAGCAGAGUUGGCAUUCACCCAAUGCCUCCAGACGCCGAGGAAAACAUGGCCGAGUGCCUGGCUUGGGCCGUGGGCGUAUUAGAGAAUGUCUUGAAGGCUUCAUGA